Messenger RNA from Zophobas morio, 1265 nucleotides. Its product is annotated as UPF0652 protein-like. The transcript is spliced from 14 exons. Bases 45 to 1265 code for a protein of 406 amino acids. NCBI's taxonomy places the organism in Eukaryota, Metazoa, Arthropoda, Insecta, Coleoptera, Tenebrionidae. The record is from RefSeq and is a predicted model, not a curated record.
ACUUUGUCAGCAGUUUUUAUGCUCGCUUUGAUCAAAAAAAGGAAAUGCAAAAACAGUUUUACGAAAUUUGUCGUUUGGCUGUUGGGCUAUUCACAAGCGGAAAUCUCAAUCAGUCUUGCCGGCUUUUUCUAAACAGAAAGUUUAGCGAAAACGCAAACUUCUUUAAAAAUCUUUUUGAAAUAGGAAGAAGACACAAAAUUCUCAACCCUGAAAAAAUGAGAAGCGCAUAUGGGAAGUUAAUGUUUAUGCUUCAAGACGCCGUUGUUCGUGAAGGCGUUUCCAACUUCAAUGUUUAUAAAGAAAUUGAAACGGUGCACACUCUCCUAAGCCAAACUGGCGCGCUUGAUGUGCUGAAAGAUAAAGAUUUUAUGCUUGCGACUUGCGUUUUUCACAAGUCCAUGAACAUUCCGCUAUCCACGUUUAAUGACACUCGAGAGAAAGCGAGGAAGACCGUUUACCAGAAAUAUAGCGAGAAAGUAACAGUGGAAAAUAUUAAGCGCGUUAUUGAUAGCAUAACUGAUAAUAAUAGUUUCUUGGUGGGAAACCGGUUGCCUAUUGAUAAAAUGAUUAGCUUUCUCGACACCUUCUUUAAUCCUCGCCAUGAAACUUCAAAGACUUCUUUAAAAAUAACAUCUGGCGUAGAAGGCUCUUGUUUAUCACAUGAUCACGCUAAGCAAUACUCUUUUGUGCGGCAGUCGUUAUGUUUAUGGCGGAAUAUUCAGGAUGAAAUGUUCAAGUUAUGGAUUAUGGCCGACUCGGACUUGCUAAGUUCAGACUAUCAUUUGACUAACACAGGACAAGGCUUCAACAGAGUACAACCCGCUCCCAGCGUUACUCGUGCCAUGGCAAAUAUAUUGAAAAAAGUCAAAUCACACUGCAACGAAUUGUGGGUCGGUUUAAGCGUAGUUCAUUUGGGGGACAGAGAUGUUCCGAAUGCGCUAUUUUUGAUAGACAAGUAUACUCUCGUUCCUAAAAUUUUAAACCCUAUUGUCACGUGUCUGGAACAAAUCGAUGAACUGGCGAAUAAUAACAUUUGUAAAAAACUUUUGGAAAAGUUUGGAGGCGUUGAAGCCGCUAAAGUUGCUAUACUGAGGGACUUUUUUCGUCACGGCUUCGACGGGAGUGGUGAUGACGGAGGGUCGUGUGUGGAUGGUCGACUGACGAGCUGCUGGAAUUGGUGCUCCACCUUAGAAAAAAAACCAUACUUCCCGCUUUUUUUAAUUAGUGGCUUUAUCGGCUUCGAUGGACAUUUUAAGUCACUAUAA